Molecule: messenger RNA, 3573 nt
Organism: Dunckerocampus dactyliophorus (ringed pipefish)
Lineage: Eukaryota; Metazoa; Chordata; Actinopteri; Syngnathiformes; Syngnathidae
Gene: kank3
Product: KN motif and ankyrin repeat domains 3
Exons: 13
Coding region: 445-3396 (983 amino acids)
Biological process (GO): negative regulation of actin filament polymerization
Cellular component (GO): cytoskeleton; cytoplasm
Molecular function (GO): protein binding
Source: RefSeq, a predicted model, not a curated record
UGAACGCACCAUUGUACGUGCGCUAGCCUUCUCCAACUCUGCACAGAUUGUCAACUGUACUGUAUUUUUAUCGUUUUUUUUUUCACUUCAUAUUUGCUCCCAAAUGCUGAUACUCUGUGGGAAUGCCUAAAGCCAUGUGACUGACUGCUACCCCGCCAACCCUGUCUAACCGGCGCGUACGCCAUUACCGCAAGCUCCAUGCAGCCCUUCACAUGACUUGAUGGUAGGGUGCAUGACCUCCCCCCUUGCCGACACACUGGAUUCUUCACUCUCAUUGGUGAAUGGUGCUGCCUGUCAAAAAAAGACACAUCCAUGCUCCAGGAAGGCUGAGUACAGCCGUGCAGAGGGAACCAGCCUGGAUUCCACCUGCAUGCAUCCUCCACUUAGCAGCUGAGACAGAUGUUGUUUGAGGCUGUAUGUGCUGAAAGAUCCCGCACCUGAAAGAUGACUCAGUCCGUGCAAGUUAACACUAAGUUGCCUGAUUUGGGCUCUUCGUUCCUCUACUCCACUCAAGAGGAAGCUGAGCAGCCGGCGUCAUACUCUGUCCAAACGCCAUAUGGUUUCCAGCUUGAUCUGGACUUCCUCAAGUAUGUAGAAGAGAUAGAAAGUGGGCAUAACAUUCGCAGAGCAGCUGCCACAUCUCGUCGCGCUGGACGGGGGCUCAAGACCUCUCAGAGAUGUCCAAGUGUGGGUGGGCGCACCAGUGGUUGGACAUCCACAGAGUCUCUCUCAUCCCCUGCUAGUGAGGAUGGCAGGGCCCCUCCCCUGCCACCGCCACGAAACCGCAUUGGUUCAGCGCCCUGUGAAGGGCUCUCUCUGUCCCCUGUGACCCUCCUCGGUGUCCCUCCACUGUCUGCCGGCGCCAAAAUACCACCUCCACCACCGCAACGCAACCCCAGAGUUGAGCGGACUCUCUUGGAAACGAGCCGGCGAUUACAGCAGGAACAGAGUCACCAUCACCAGAAUGGUGGGCGAUUCCAGCUUGCAGAUCCUCCCAAGCAGCUGUCCACCUCAACUCAACCUCUGCAAAGUAUCUGGACUAAACCCAGUCCUCAAACCUCUGGACGCAACACUCCAGCUACUGGCACCGCAGUGACUCCGGUCCCACCCAGCCAGCUGCAGACGGUUAGAGAGCAGAUGGCUACAGCCUUGAGGCAACUGAAGGAGAUGGAGGAACGAGUAAAAGGUGUUCCAGCGCUAGAAAAAGAGGUGGCCGAGCUUCGUGCCGAGAAAGACAUGCUGUUAAUAGCACUUCAAGAGAAGAAAGCAGACAAGAAUGUGGAUCGGCAGCCACAGAAACAGGCAGUAGAAUCCUCUACCCAGACCAUAGAGACUAUCCAGAGUCGAUUAAGCACUCCAACCUCACCUGGUCACAAAGGCCACGGAAGAUCUGGAGAGCUGAAGAAGCUGGCGGAGAAAUUUGAGGGGAAGGAAGAACGUGCAGCAGACCUUUCAUCCAAAGUUGCUUUGAAGGUUCCAGGGAAACUGUCAGUGGAGAAGAAAUCCGUGGCGGUCGGAGAUGAUCAGCCAAUGGACUCAGUUGUUUUCUAUUUCAGCCACGGUGUGAAAGAUGCCUCCGAGGGAACCGAGGUCCAUGUUUGUGAGAAGAGCACAGGGACUGAAAGCCCUGCAGUUUGUGACGAAGGAACACUAGCCAGAGCCGAGACCGGGGAGGCUGGGGUUUGGGUCAUGGAGUCACUACUUGGGCUGACUUCUGAGACACAACGCGAGAUGGACACCUUACAGGACACCAUUAAAUUCCAGCAGGAGUCUAUUACUGAUCUAGAGAACCAGCUGAGUGUGGCCGGCAAUGACUUGGGAUCUCUCAAAGCCCAGAUUGAGCAGAUAACAUCCAAAGUCACCUUUGAGAAGGGGGUUCUCGCCAAACCAGACUCAAGGGACGCCCAGAUUGAGAUGAUAUCCUCUACCAUAAAGGAUGCCGCAGUUUUGUGCCGUCCAGACAUGAUGGACGCAUGUACAGGAGACAGCUUACAACCACACAUGACUGAGCAAGGUGCCCAAACUGAUGCUAUAAUCACACCAGAAGAACCAGUGCCAACUGUCAUGGUGAGCACUGGUUGCCAGUAUGAAAAUGUAUUUGAUGAAAAGAUGGAAGAACAUAAAGUUCAUGUGCCAAAGAAGAGACAGAUGACCAUGACUGAUUAUAAAGUCUUGCCAGAGGAGGCGGUCAGUAUGGCUGAGGAGAAAGAAGAGAACCAGGGGGACGUAACGACACCCUGCAACAUCAAGACAGGUAUGCUGAAAUCCAUCAUGAAGAGAAAAGACGGUAACGGCUCAGGUGAAAAUCGCACAGCGGGCAAGAAGAGCUUGCAGUUUGUUGGUAUUCUAAACGGAGGAUAUGAAUCGACAUCUAGUGAAGAGGAAGAUGAGGCGGAGGAAGAAGGGAGCACCUCUGAAGAAAGUGGAGAAGGGGACUGCCUAGACAGCACGGAGGAGGACGAGGUGGAUGUGGAGGAAGAAACUUCAGAGGAGGAAAGAAAUGUCAACCUGGAUGAGAGCGACACAGAUGAAGAAACCUUGAGAGCAUCCAAAUUGUCAUCUGACGGCGUAAAAGAGAAGUUUGAGCUGACCUCCAAAAUGCGUGAAGCUUGCCUCAUUCUGAAGAAUCACCUCAAUGACGACAUCCUAACACUGAAGAGUAAGGAAGUGCUCGCCAGCACUCACACGGUCCAGCUCGAGUGGUUCCGCAUCUCCAGUGCCAAGAUGGCUCAGCCUUCGCGGGUCUCCGACUACCUGAUGGCAUUCUUAGAGGUGUCUUCGCUGCUGUUGGAGCACGUGGUCAACAUGACUGAUGGCAACGGCAACACUGCUCUGCACUACAGCGUCUCACACUCCAACUUUGGUGUGGUGGACCUGCUACUGGACACGGACAGGUGCUGCGUGGACAAGCAGAACAAGGCGGGCUACACGGCCAUCAUGCUGGCUGCUCUGUCUACCGUGAAGGAGGAGGAUGACAUGUCCGUGGUCAAGAAGCUCUUCAGUAAGGGCAACGUCAACGCCAAGGCCAGCCAGGCAUGCCAGACGGCGCUGAUGCUAGCUGUGAGUCAUGGACGUCAGGAGAUGGUGGAGGCGCUUCUGGAGUGUGGCGCCGACGUCAACGUGCAGGACGACGAAGGCUCUACGGCGCUGAUGUGCGCCAGCGAGCACGGACGUGCCGAGAUUGUCACACUCCUCCUGGAGCAGCCUGGUUGUGACAUCUCCAUUGUUGAUAAUGACGGCAGCAAUGCUCUGUCCAUCGCACUGGAGGCGUCUCACAAUGACACUGCUGUGCUGCUCUACGCCCAUAUGAACUACGCCAAAUCCCAGUGUGCUGGGGGGAGUCCAAAGGCUCAGAGGAGCCCGACCAGCACCCACAAGUCGUGGCCUGCAGACUGACGUGACCAUAGUGGAAAAGCAAACAAUCAUAACUGGAUCUGGGCUGUGAAACGCUCCACUGGAUUUUUCCUAAAUAUACAAUGUAUUUAUAUAUAUUGUAAUAUGCCCUGCAUUUAAAGUAUUGUUAAUAUGAGAAUAUUAUUUUUCCAUAAAGGUUAUACAGUGUUAUGUAUUUGA